This is a messenger RNA of Hansenula anomala, 1026 nucleotides long. RefSeq lists its product as uncharacterized. The transcript has a single exon. Bases 1 to 1026 code for a protein of 341 amino acids. The record is from RefSeq and is a predicted model, not a curated record. Lineage: Eukaryota; Fungi; Ascomycota; Saccharomycetes; Phaffomycetales; Wickerhamomycetaceae.
AUGCCAAACUUUAUGGGAUUAUCAAUCAAGUUUAAGCUCAAAUUGUUGCUUGUAUAUCCGUUGCAUUUAUUGUUCAAGCUCAUCACUGAUUAUGAAAAUUUCAACUUCAAGACUCAAACAAUCAAAUGGGCAAGAUCGAAUGCUUCACUGCAAGAUGCUAGAACGCUCAUCAAUGAUCGAAGCUUAGAAGAAUUACUGAAUGAUGAAAAACAAAAAUUCUCAGAAAUUUCGAAUGAAGAGUUCACUUCAAAUUCAAGAUGGAUUUUCAAAGCUGAUGAUUUAAAUAAAGAUUCACCAAUUAUAUUAUUCAUUCAUGGCGGUGGCUUCAACCUGAGAACUCUUGAAGGUCAUAUAUUGGGGCUUGUUAAAACAUUUAGAGCUUUAAAAAAUCCAAAGAUUUCAAUACUUGGUCUUGAUUACCAAACUACACCAGAAUCCAAAUUUCCAACUCAAAUUGAGCAAUUAUUGUAUGUUUAUCACAAAUUAACAGAUCAAGAUGGGUUUAAGAAUGUUUUAUUAUUAGGUGAUUCUGCCGGUGGUAACAUCGAGUUAAUUUUGUUGUAUCAAUUAAAGAAUCAAUUGCCAAAUCUCUUGAAAAUUCAAACAAAACCAAAAGGAGCAGCGUUCUUAUCGCCAUGGGUCGAUUUAAGAAUUGAGAAAAAGGGAAGCGUAAUCACUAAUGAACCUUAUGAUUAUCUUUCAUAUGAACGGUUGAAAAUCUUGUCAGACUCUUAUACAGAUGAUGUUACUACCAACCCUUUAACUUCACCUGCAAGCUUAACUGAUUGGGAAGGUACGUUACCUGAACAUGUUUUCUACAAUUAUGGUGCUCAUGAAAUAUUAGCUGAUUCAAUAGUUGAUUUUGCUCAAAAAGUUGGUAUUGAUGAUAAAGAUAUAUACAUCGAACCUGAUGGAGUCCAUGUUCAUCCGUAUUUUGAGUAUGCUAUUCUACCACAAGAAGAGUUUGAACAAACACCUUUUUGCAAAAAUUUCAUCAAUCUAUUAAAAGCUAUGGACUGGGAUUAG